AACAAACAAAAGAAAAGAACAAUGACACACUGAAAUUCGUAAUUUUCUUUACUCAGCGACAAAAUGCAGUGACCUGUCACCUCCUAAAGGGGGCGCAAAGGUUUGUGAUGACUGGAUAAUGGGUUCGAUCUGUUCACCUUCUUGUAACAAAAAGUGGGACUUUGCUCAGCCUUUGCUUUCGAGUGUGUGGGUUUGCGGAGCAUCAGGAGCUUGGAAGCCAACAAAUCGUUUUCCAGACUGUACAAAAAUAUAUCACGCUUACGCUGUCAAGACGGAAAUGGAUUUGAACUACUACUAUGGCAAUUGUACUACACCAGAAGUUCAGGCACAAAUAAAACAGAACUUUAUCCAGCUUUUGAACGAGACUUUCUUCAACGAGGUCUGUCACUCCGCACUUAAAGACAAGUGCAAGGCUGAAAAUGUGGAGGUCAAGUGCUCUGGGGUCGGUUUGGUCCCCAGUAAGCGAAAACGUUCAGGAGACGAUGACGGUUGUCAUAGCAGCACUGGAGGAUCAAUUCUACGAACCAAAAUUACUCUAAAUAUCGUCGUCGACCUCAAUGGCAUUGACGCAAAUGACACUAAAGAAGGCCAUAUUAUCAUUGGUGAAAAGGGCGUGAAAAUUGCCAAAAAGAUCAGCAGUCGGAUAAAAGCUGCAGUUGACAACGGCAAUCUCAGUCUGACCAUCAAUGGCACUGAGUUCGUAACUGAUAAAUAUUCAUUCAACAUCUUAGAACCUAAACAACUUUGUACCAAGGGACAAACAUUUAAAGAAGGAUACUGCCUAAAUUGUACAAGUGGGACCUUCUUAAAUUAUUUAACUGGAAAGUGCGAGGAUUGUCCGAUCGGAUCAUACCAAGAGUUCAGUGCACAGGAAGAGUGUUUGAUGUGUCCAUCGGGUACUUCAGCUAUGCAGACGAGAACAGAGAACAGUUCCAGCUGUUUAGCUCUCUGCAAACCUGGUUCGUAUUCGCCCACCGGAAUGGAGCCUUGUUUUCUUUGUACAAAGGGGUACUAUCAGACAAUGGAAGGUCAAAGAUCGUGCUUAGAAUGUAGUCCUACCUUGACAACUCCUGGUGAGGGAUCCAACAGCUCUAUGCAAUGUGCAGGUGUGUAUUUUAUAGAUAUACCAUGUACGUGCUACAUCAGGUGUUUCGAAUUGUAACUAGCCCCCCAAGGAGGCGAGGUUUUUAUUAAAGACGUAUUGGCUAUUUUUCUAACCCUGCGAACGUUGGCUUGUGUUCCCUUGCGCGACAUCGAGGCAACCUUCCUUUAUCUGUUGGCAAAUAGCAAAUUGUUUGAGCAACCUGACAGCAAAACGUCUUGGGAGGGAGGGGGAGUGGACCGCGAUGGACCAGCGACAUACGUAGU
Messenger RNA from Orbicella faveolata, 1368 nucleotides. RefSeq lists its product as uncharacterized. The record is from RefSeq and is a predicted model, not a curated record. NCBI's taxonomy places the organism in Eukaryota, Metazoa, Cnidaria, Anthozoa, Scleractinia, Merulinidae.